AAUAUGAAGGAAAUUCAUGCUCAUUCAAAUAUUUUGUGUAUUAGGUCUCAAUAUUUCCGUUCUGCAUUUUCUAAUGAAUGGGCUGAGAAAAGAGAUGGAAAAUUUAUUUUUAAAAAGCCAAAUAUUUCACCUCAAUUAUUUAAUAUUAUUCUUAGGUUCAUUUAUUGUGGAAAUAUUGAAUUGAAAAAUUUACAAGGUCCUGAUGUAUUAGAGUUGUUGAUAGCUGUGGAUGAACUAAAUAUCAAUUCUUUAGUUUCCCACAUUCAAGAAUUUUUGAUUGAACAUAAAACUGAAUUUUUACAACAAAAUCCAACUGGAAUUCUUGAAACAGUUUAUCAACAUGAAACAUUUACGGACUUAUGGAAUUUUUGU
Rhizophagus irregularis DAOM 181602=DAOM 197198 is the source of this 372-nucleotide messenger RNA. The record is from RefSeq and is a predicted model, not a curated record. NCBI's taxonomy places the organism in Eukaryota, Fungi, Glomeromycota, Glomeromycetes, Glomerales, Glomeraceae.